Messenger RNA from Stylophora pistillata, 2333 nucleotides. RefSeq lists its product as uncharacterized. NCBI's taxonomy places the organism in Eukaryota, Metazoa, Cnidaria, Anthozoa, Scleractinia, Pocilloporidae. Gene Ontology annotation, molecular function: 5-methyltetrahydropteroyltriglutamate-homocysteine S-methyltransferase activity; zinc ion binding. The record is from RefSeq and is a predicted model, not a curated record.
UGAUGACAAAGCGCUAGGGAAAAUCUUCGCGAAGAUAAUUAACAGUGAGAUCAAGGCUCUUGUUUUCGCUGGAUGUAAAUAUAUUCAGAUCCUGACGAAAUGCCAAGCGGGGGAAGGGGCACGAUGGAGUACUGGCAGUAGUGGUAGGCGGCAGUAACAAUAUCCCAAGGGGACUAGGCUGGCUGCGGCUACUUCCAUUGUCUUACUCCGACGCUUACUCCAGCGUUAAGAUGCCUCUUUCGACCACAGUUAUUGGUAGUUUUCGAAAGCCUUCUUAUCUUCAAAUACCAGACUGGUUUCAGCCAGCGUACGCCGAAAAUUUCCCCAGUGAAUACAAUCGGUUUUUGCAGAAUUCUUCAUCCACCGACAUAGAAGAAUUGUUUACCAGAGCCAUUCGAGAAGUGAUCGAAAUACAGAGCGAAGCUGGUCUCGAUGUGAUUACAGAUGGAGAAGUAAGGCGUGAAAACUAUGUCAAUUACUUUUGUAGAAAGCUGAAUGGCUUUGAUUUCAAAAAUUUAUGCCUGACGUCUAUUCGCGACGAUGCUGCAACAAUACUAUUACCACGAGUUGUAGGAGAGGUAUCGGCGCAAGAAAAUGAAGGUUGGGUUUGGAAAGAAUGGAAGAGUUCACAGGCUUUAUCCAAACUUCCUGUGAAAAUUACUCUUCCGGGACCCAUGACGAUUGCGCACACAGUCGCCGAUCAAUAUUACAACGAUCAGAAUGUUUUUGGUGCUGUGUUGACAAAAAUUUUAAGCAAGGAAAUUAAAGCUCUUGUAUCGGCAGGCUGUAAGGUUAUUCAGGUUGAUGAACCAGUGUUGAUGAGGUUUCCUGAUGAGGCUUUGGAAUAUGGAAUUGAUCAGCUUUCAACAUGUUUUGAUGGAGUCACAUCUGACGUAGUCAAAGCUGUUCAUUUGUGUUGUGGUUAUCCAAGUUACUUGGAUCAAGAUGACUAUAAGAAGGCUGACAAGGAUGGAUACCUGAGACUGGCUGACAGACUGGAUGCUGCAGGCUUUGAUGAGAUUUCAAUUGAGGAUGCUCACAGACACAAUGAUUUAUCACUGUUUGAGCAUUUUAAAAAGAGCAAGGUUGUUCUAGGUGUUGUAAAGAUUGCCAGCAGCAAAGUAGAGAGUGUUGAGGAGAUUCGCAGCCGUUUGAAGCAAGUACUGACUGUUUUACCAGCAGAACGUUUGGUCGUUGCUCCAGACUGUGGUUUGGGAUUUCUUCCAACUGAUCUUGCGAAGCAGAAACUUUUUAAUAUGGUACAAGCGGCAAAGUCUUUACCUUAAAAUUAAUCUAUUGUUAUGUUGCAAGUCACAGAAGACAGAGUUAGAUAGAUUGUGCGUUUAGUGUUUUAAAGUUCACACGUUCAAUUAUAUAAAAUAUUUGGCAUCUCAUUUCCUCUGCCAAUCUUUUUAGACACCAAAGCUAUUUUUCCAGAGUUCCUGAAAGGGGUGGCAGCAAAAUUGGAUUGCCCAAACCUAGAUAUUGUCUAGGAACUAGUGAGCGAAGCCAUUUGGCCUGAAAUUUAUAUUUUACUCCUAAUAGGGGUCUAAAUCUCACUCUCAAUUUCUUUCAGCUUCAAAUAUGUCUGUCUUUUCUUGAUUACUUAAAGUGAGGUUCCUAAUAAUUCUUUCUGGGUCCUUUUAAUGGUAUGUGCUGAUUAUAUAUAGACUUCUUGGCAGAUUUUGAAUAUUUUUUCGAUAGCAGUGCCAAACUGAGGGAACGAAACAAGCAAGUCCGAUAGUUUCUUUUAAGGACACAUUGGGCCGGUUUGUUAAACAAAGUUUGGCCGUUAACGUUGUUUGACAAAACCGCGUUCUUAACCAUCUUGAAUCUAGCCGAGUCUUUUAUCUGAACAUAUAUUUUUGUAAACAGUGUCACAAUGGCCGAAAGCUAACAGAGGAAGGACAUUUAUUUAAUGAAAACAACGCCACUUAUAGAGAAUACGUAAGGCCUACGGCUUGCGUAAAACUGCAGUUUGGGUUAGACCAUGUGUAAAUAACAGGCCUAUUGUGUUGUUCCCAAAACCUUUUUGUAGAAUUUUGUCAUAUCAAAAGUAGUUCCUAUAAGUCAGUAUGUUACUCUACGUUCUGAAUGAUAUUUUAUUUAAUUCGAAAUUUUUUAAUUACUUGUUUCUCACCAGACACGAUUGUAAGUCGGGGACCAAUAUUUAUGUUUUCAUUAAAUUGUAUCACAGGAUAAAUGAUGAAUAUUACGGGUGUCUGCUUAUUAGUUGCUGGCACUGGGAAAAGAAAAAUAUGAUAUUCGAAGGAAGAAAUACUUUUUGUCUCCUUUCUCUUCUUAAAAGUUUCCAAUAAAGCUGUGAAAAUGUA